AUGGAGAAGAAACAUGGAAUCUUCUCUGUACACCUCAAUUUCUUCAUUGUAUUCACCAUGAUGCUCCAUGGCCUUGGCCAUGGCUUUCGAAUUGAUCAAGCUAGUUCAUUGAGAGCCUUGCGCCGUGCCAAAAUGCAAGGACAAGUCGAUCAGGCCGAGGCCGAAAAGUGGGGUGUAGUUGGUCUUAGUUUGGGCAGUGAAGGAUCCUUUGAGGUGGGAAAGAUGGAGGACGAUGUGAUCAAAGCCGGGCUUCUGGGCCAACCAUUGGGGGUGAAUUUUAAGCAGUAUGCCGGGUAUGUUAAUGUGGAUGAAUCUAAAGGGAGAAACCUUUUCUAUUAUUUUGCUGAGGCUGUUCAAGACCCUUCUUCUAAGCCACUUCUUCUCUGGCUAAAUGGAGGGCCUGGUUGUUCAUCACUUGGGAUUGGGGCCAUGGUAGAGCUUGGACCUUUUGGUGUUGAGCCUGAUGGUAGAACUCUCUAUUCGAGAGAGUUUGCAUGGAACAAAGUUGCAAAUACAUUGUUCCUUGAGUCCCCAGCAGGCGUCGGAUUCUCUUACUCCAACACUACCUCCGACUACAGCACUUCAGGGGAUACAAGGACUGCCCAAGACACAUACACAUUCUUGGUAAAUUGGUUCAAAAGAUACCCGCAAUACAAGGCCAGGGAUUUCUAUAUAGCUGGAGAAAGCUAUGCAG
Ilex paraguariensis (yerba mate) is the source of this 694-nucleotide messenger RNA. Lineage: Eukaryota; Viridiplantae; Streptophyta; Magnoliopsida; Aquifoliales; Aquifoliaceae. The record is from the annotation of a GenBank genome assembly.